AUGUCGGCUUCUGGGCGCCCCAACACCAGCGCACCUGCUUUCAAGCCUGCCUUCCUUCGCCGGAAGGAGGCCACCGCUGCCGCCGCCGCCGCUCCGGCUGCUGAUGCCGCCGCCGCUGCUCCCGCCGCCGCCGCCGCUGCUGCUCCGGUCGUCGCCGCCGCUGCCCCGGCUGUCGUCGCCGAGCCGACUCCCACUCCGGCUCCGGCUGCCACCCCGUCCGUCAUCAAGAUCGCCCGCCGAGGCCGCCAAGCCGGCUGA
Molecule: messenger RNA, 258 nt
Organism: Fonticula alba
Lineage: Eukaryota; Rotosphaerida; Fonticulaceae
Exons: 2
Coding region: 1-258 (85 amino acids)
Source: RefSeq, a predicted model, not a curated record